Molecule: messenger RNA, 4447 nt
Organism: Columba livia (rock pigeon)
Lineage: Eukaryota; Metazoa; Chordata; Aves; Columbiformes; Columbidae
Gene: PPP1R16A
Product: protein phosphatase 1 regulatory subunit 16A
Exons: 6
Coding region: 476-3745 (1089 amino acids)
Cellular component (GO): cytoplasm
Molecular function (GO): enzyme inhibitor activity; protein binding; myosin phosphatase regulator activity
Source: RefSeq, a predicted model, not a curated record
CCAUCUUUGGAGUGGUCACCUCCCUCCUCCUGCCAGAAGUCCCGCCCACUUCCGGCGUCUCCGGAAGCGUUGUCGGUUGCCAUGGCGCUGGGCGGCGCGGCCCCGCCCCCGGGAGCGGCAGCGCUUCGGGCAGGGCCGCGGCCCCGGCAGCGGCAGGAGCUUCGUCCCGGCGCGCCGGCGACACCGAACGAGCGGCGGCGAAUGGUGGUCGAGCAGAAGUUUGGCGGCGCGCCGAUCGUCUCCAUCGCACCACGCCGGUGAACUCAGCACCCUCCCGCGCUUUUGGGUGCUAAGAAAGGGCGUCGCGCAGCGUGGGACAUGAUCCCGAAGCGCCGAUCGGCGGCACCGGCGGUGAAGCCGUGGGGAAGCGUCACCACCCGGGGCUGAGCCGACCCCGCCGGCGCAGGGUGAUGGUUGUGGGGGAGCCGGCGGCUCCGCACCCCGUUCCCGCUGCCGUGGGUCCCGGCGCGGCGCCAUGGCCGAGCACGCGGAGCUGUUGGCCGAGAUGGCGGCGGUGGCGCGGCUCAGCACCCCCGAGCGCCUCAAACACGCCCAAAAACGCCGGGCCCAGCAGCUGAAGAAAUGGGCUCAGCUGGAGAAGGAGCCGCCGGUGGGAGCCGAGAGGAGGAGGAAGAGGAGGAAGAGCGGCGGCCGCUCCAGGACGGUGACGUUUCCCGACAGCGUCCGGCUGUUGGAGGCGGCCGCCCGGCGCGACGCCGAGGAAGUCCGGCAGUUCCUGGCAAGCGGCGUCAGCCCCGAUCUCUGCAACGAGGACGGUCUCACCGCGCUGCACCAGUGCUGCAUCGACGACUUCGGUGACGUGGUGACGACGCUGCUGGACGCCGGCGCCGACGUCAACGCGCGGGACAGCGAGCUCUGGACGCCGCUCCACGCCGCCGCCACCUGCGGCCACCUCCGCCUGGUCCAGCAGCUCAUCCAAUGCGGCGCCGACCUCCUCGCCGUCAACUCGGACGGCAACAUGCCCUACGACCUGUGCGAGGACGAGGAGACGCUGGACUGCAUUGAGACGGCCAUGGCGGAGCAGGUAUCCCCCUUGUCACCUCGGUGUCCCCUUUGUCACCUCUAUGGCCCCUUUGUCACCUUCAUGUUCCGUUUGUCACCUCUAUGUCCCUUUUGUCACCACCAUGUCCUGUUUGUCACCUCGGUGUCCCCUUUGUCACCUCGAUGUCCCCUUUGUCACCUCCGUGUCCCCUUUGUCACUCUGGUGUCCCCUUUGUCACCUCAGUGUCCCACUUGUCACCUCCAUGUCCCGUUGUCACCUCAGUGUCCCCUUUGUCACACCAAUGCUCCCUUUGUUACCUCAAUGUUCUCUUUGUCACCUCGGUGUCCCCGUUGUCACCUCGAUGUCCCUUUUGUCACCUUGGUAUCCCCUUUGUCACCUCUAUGUCCCUUUUGUCAGCUCCAUGUCCUGUUUGUCAUCUCAGUGUCCCCUUUUGUCACCUCAGUGUCCCUUUUGUCACCUCAGUGUCCCCUUUGUCACCUCUAUGUCCCUUUUGUCACCUCCAUGUCCCGUUUGUCACCUCGGUGUCCCCUUUGUCACCUCUAUGUCCCUUUUGUCACCUCCAUGUCCCGUUUGUCACCUCGGUGUCCCCUUUGUCACCUCAAUGCUCCCUUUGUCACCUCAAUGUUCUCUUUGUCAUCUCUGUGUCCCCUUUGUCACCUCAGUGUCCCCUUUGUCACCUCAGUGUCCCCUUUUUCACCUCAGUGUCCCUUUUGUCACCUUGGUGUCCCCUUUGUCACCUCCAUGUCCCCUUUGUCACCUCCAUGUCUCUUUUGUCACCUCCAUGUCCCGUUUGUCACCUCCAUGUCCCCUUUGUCACCUCCAUGUCCCCUUUGUCACCUUGGUGUCCCCUUUGUCACCCUGGUGUCCCCUUUGUCACCCUGGUGUCCCUGUUGUCACCUCGAUGUCCCCCUUGUCACCUCGAUGUUCCCUUUGUCACCUCUGUGUCCCGUUUGUCACCCUAGUGUCCCCUUUGUCACCUCAGUGUUCCCUUUUGUCCCCUUGGUGUCCCCUUUGUCACGUCGGUGUCCCCUUUGUCACCUUGAUGUUCCCUUUUGUCACCUCGAUGUCCCGUUUGUCACCCUGGUGUCCCCAUUGUCACCCUGGUAUCCCGUUUGUCACCCUGGUGUCCUGUUUGUAACUUCUAUGUCCCCAUUGUCGCCUCGAUGUCCCCUUUGUCACGUCGGUGUCCCGUUUGUCACCUUGAUAUUCCCUUUGUCAACUCCGUGUCCCGUUUGUCACCUCAGUGUCCCCUUUGUCACCUUGGUGUCUUGUCUGUCACCCUGGUGUCCCCAUUGUCACCUCCAUGUCCCCUUUGUCACCUCUAUGUCCCUUUUGUUACCUCCGUGUCCCGUUUGCCACCUCCGUGUCCCGUUUGUCACCUCGGUGUCCCGUUUGUCACCUCAGUGUCCCCUUUGUCACCUCCAUGUCCCCUUUGUCACCCUGGUGUCCCCUUUGUCACCUCAGUGUCCCCCUUGUCACCUCCAUGUCCCGUUUGUCACCUCCAUGUCCCGUUUGUCACCUCCAUGUCCCCUUUGUCACCUCAUGUCCCCUUUGUCACCUCGGUGUCCCCUUUGUCACCUCAGUGUCCCCUUUGUCACCUCAGUGUCCCUUUUGUCACCUUGGUGUCCCCUUUGUCACCUCCAUGUCCCUUUUGUCACCUUGGUGUCCCCCUUGUCACCUCCAUGUCCCCUUUGUCACCUCAUGUCCCCAUUGUCAUCUUGGUGUCCCCAUUGUCACCUCGGUGUCCCCUUUGUCACCUCAGUGUCCCUUUUGUCACCUCAGUGUCCCCUUUGUCACCUCCAUGUCCCCUUUGUCACCCUGGUGUCCCCUUUGUCACCUCAGUGUCCCCCUUGUCACCUCAGUGUCCCUUUUGUCACCUUGGUGUCCCCUUUGUCACCUCGGUGUCCCCUUUGUCACCUCCAUGUCCCGUUUGUCACCUCGGUGUCCCCUUUGUCACCUCAAUGCUCCCUUUGUCACCUCAAUGUUCUCUUUGUCAUCUCUGUGUCCCCUUUGUCACCUCAGUGUCCCCUUUUUCACCUCAGUGUCCCUUUUGUCACCUUGAUGUCCCCUUUGUCACCUCCAUGUCCCUUUUGUCACCUUGGUGUCCCUUUUGUCACCUCCAUGUCCCUUUUGUCACCUUGGUGUCCCCUUUGUCACCUCAAUGUCCCCUUUGUCACCCUGGUGUCCCCUUUGUCACCCUGGUGUCCCCAUUGUCACCUCGGUGUCCCCAUUGUCACCCUGGUAUCCCGUUUGUCACCCUGGUGUCCUGUUUGUAACUUCUAUGUCCCCAUUGUCGCCUCGAUGUCCCCUUUGUCACGUCGGUGUCCCGUUUGUCACCUUGAUAUUCCCUUUGUCAACUCCGUGUCCCGUUUGUCACCUCAGUGUCCCCUUUGUCACCUUGGUGUCUUGUUUGUCACCCUGGUGUCCCCAUUGUCACCUCCAUGUCCCCUUUGUCACCUCAUGUCCCCAUUGUCAUCUUGGUGUCCCCAUUGUCACCUCGGUGUCCCCUUUGUCACCUCAGUGUCCCUUUUGUCACCUCAGUGUCCCCUUUGUCACCUCUAUGGCCCCUUUGUCACCUUUGUGUCCCCUUUGUCACCUCAGUGUCCCCUUUGUCACCUCGGUGUCCCCCUUGUCACCUCGGUGUCCCCUUUGUCACCUCGGUGUCCCCUUUGUCACCUCAGUGUCCCUUUUGUCACCUCAGUGUCCCCUUUUUCACCUUGAUGUUCCCUUUUGUCACCUUGGUGUCCCCUUUGUCACCUCCAUGUCCCUUUUGUCACCUUGGUGUCCCCCUUGUCACCUCCAUGUCCCGUUUGUCACCUCGGUGUCCCCUUUGUCACCUCAAUGCUCCCUUUGUCACCUCAGUGUCCCCUUUUUCGCCUCAGUGUCCCCUUUGUCACCUCCAUGUCCCGUUUGUCACCUCGGUGUCCCCUUUGUCACCUCGGUGUCCCCUUUGUCACCUCCGUGUCCCCUUUGUCACCUCAGUCUCCCCCUUGUCACCUCCAUGUCCCGUUUGUCACCUCGGUGUCCCCUUUGUCACCUCAAUGCUCCCUUUGUCACCUCAAUGUUCUCUUUGUCAUCUCUGUGUCCCCUUUGUCACCUCAGUGUCCCCUUUUUCACCUCAGUGUCCCUUUUGUCACCUUGAUGUCCCCUUUGUCACCUCCAUGUCCCCUUUGUCACCUCAGUGUCCCCCUUGUCACCUCCAUGUCCCCUUUGUCACCUCGGUGUCCCCUUUGUCACCUCAGUGUCCCUUUUGUCACCUCGGUGUCCCCUUUGUCACCUCCAUGUCCCGUUUGUCACCUCCAUGUCCCGUUUGUCACCUCAAUGCUCCCUUUGUCACCUCAAUGCUCUCUUUGUCACCCCAAUGUCCCCUGUGUCACCCCGGUGUCCCGUUUGUCACCGUGUGUCCCGUUGUCCCCGGUGUCC